GUCGGGUCGGCCGGUGCGCCCCGUCGACGGCGAGCAGGAUGCGGCCGCCGGCGCUGGGCGCGCUCUGCCUGCUCGGCGUGUCGCUGCUGUUGCUGCUGCUGCUGCUGCCGCCGCCGGCGCCGGGCGCCCGAGGGCCACGCCGUCCGGGGCGCUCAGCAGCGGCAGCCCCCGGCGGCCCGCUUGCCCAGCAGAGCCGCAGGAAGAGCCCGGCGGGGCGGAGCGCCAAAGCGGGCAGACCCAACACCUGUGGCGAGACCUGCUGCCCCGGAUGGUCCCUCGCCCCCAAGGCUGGGAAAUGCACCAAAGCCGUCUGCACCCCUCGAUGCCAAAAUGGGGGCCAGUGCAAAGCCCCCCAGCGCUGCACCUGCCGCCCGGGCUUCACAGGGCCCCGCUGUGGACGCACCGCUCUUGUUGCCACGCUGGCCCAGCCGACCCCCCGGGCUCCCCUGCAGUCCAUGGCCGUUCGCUGGCAGCCUCUGACGUUGGCAGAGCUCCAGGCUGUGCUGCAGCGGCGAAAGGCUUUGGAUCCCUCCGAGAAGAUGGCCACAAUCCUGGCGCAGCAUCUUGCCUCCCGACCUGAUGGGGGAAGCAGUGGCCAUCCCGGACAUGCGCCCCUCGUGACACAGAGGCCCCAUGUCCUGUGCCCCCUCAUCUGCCAAAAUGGGGGAGUCUGCCUCAAGAAGGACACGUGUCUCUGCCCCCCCAGCUGGACCGGCAAGUUCUGCCACAUCCCGGCCCUUCCUCGCUCCCACGGCCAGGCCCCCACCCGCCGAGGGACGGACGCCCAGUCUGACAGGGCAGCACAGCCAGCCACCAAGUCCAUGUACACCCUCCCCAUUGCCAACCACCACCAAGAGCGUGACGGUGUGGCAUCCAUGGCGAAUGUCCACGUGGAGCAUCCGCCCGAGGCCUCUGUCAUCAUCCACCAGGUGGAGCGGGUGAACGAGGAGCUGCCAGGGGACACCAACGCCCUCCCCCUUUCCCGCCCGGCCCUCUACAGCGUUCUGGCCCAGAGCAGCCCUCGCGACCCCGGGGGCUACAGCGAGAACUCCGGCUUUGGCUACUGCUUCAGGCAGCUCCGUGGGGAAGAGUGCAGCGCCCCCCUGCCCGGCUUGCGCACCCGUGAGAUCUGCUGCCGUGGGGCUGGUGUGGCCUGGGGGGUGCAUGACUGCCAGCCCUGCACCAACGGUGACAGCGGCGUCUCCAGCCCAGUCGGAAGGAAUGACGUGGCCUGCCCCAAAGGUUUCCGGCAGCAGAAUGGCUCCUGCGUUGAUGUGGAUGAGUGCCAGGAGGGCAGCUUCUGCCACAAUGGAGACUGCACCAACACCCGGGGCAGCUUUGCCUGCGUCUGCCACGAGGGCUACAUCCUGGACUCUUCCCGCAGCAGCUGCAUCUCCCACCACGUGAUCUCCGAGGCCAAGGGGCCCUGCUUCCGGGUGCUGCGGGACGGCGGAUGCUCCCUGCCCAUCCUUCGCAACAUCACCAAGCAGAUCUGCUGCUGCAGCCGGGUGGGCAAGGCCUGGGGACACGGCUGCGAGCGCUGCCCCCCUUUUGGCUCAGGUGGCUUCAAGGAAAUCUGUCCAGCUGGGCCAGGCUAUCACUACUCGGCCUCUGACCUCCGCUACGACACUCGCUUCCUUGGCCAGGACCUGCCCCGGGUACCGGUCAGCCGCCAGCAAGGAGGACGGGAGCCUGCAGCCAGGCCACCUCGGACGACAGCUGCCCCUGCCCUCCUUCACUGGAGCCCAUCACCCAUGACCCUGCUGGACCGCCAGCCUCCCUGGCACGUGCCCACCCAGCCGCCUGUGCCAGGGACGGAGCAGGGCGUGUGUGAGCAGCGCCCCCAGGUGUGUGGGCCCGGGCGGUGCAUCCCCCGCCAGGGCGGCUACACUUGCGUGUGCGAGCACGGCUACUGGCUGAGCCCUCAAGGCACACACUGCAUUGACGUGGAUGAGUGCCGGAGGAGCCCCCGCCCUUGUGCCCACGGCCGCUGCGAGAACUCCGUGGGCAGCUUCAGCUGCAGGUGCCGGGCCGGCUUCCAGGCCGACCCCUCUGGAGCGGAGUGCCAGGACAUCGAUGAGUGUGCCAAAACGCCCCCGCCGUGUGCCCAUGGCCGCUGCCACAACACCCCCGGCUCCUUCCUCUGCUCCUGUCCCAGCGGCUAUCGACUGGACCCAGCUGGCUUGGAAUGCCGAGAUCUCGACGAGUGCGCCCAGAGGCCGCCGCCCUGUGCUCGCGGCCGCUGCCAGAACACGCCGGGUUCUUACCGUUGUGCCUGCCCCACCGGCUACCAGCUGGGCCCCACUGGCACGGAGUGCCUGGAUGUGGACGAGUGCCGGGAGAGCCCUCCCGUCUGCCAGCCUGGCCAUUGUGAGAACGUCCCGGGCAGUUACCGCUGCACCUGCCCAAUUGGCUACCAGCCCAGCCCACUGGGGACCCAGUGCGUAGAUGUGGACGAAUGCCAGCCUAGCCCAGCUCCCUGUGGCUCUGGGCGCUGUGAGAACGUCCCGGGUGGGUACCGUUGCCUCUGCCCCACCGGAUUUCGCGCCAGCCUCACGGAGAACCAGUGCCUUGACAUUGACGAGUGCUCGACGGGGUUGCCCUGUGGCCCUCAGGGGCGCUGCAUCAACACAGAGGGUUCGUUCCGCUGCCAGUGUGGCCGGGGGUACCGGGCCGAGGCUGUGGGGGGCUCCUGCGAGGAUGUUAACGAAUGCCUGGAGGGCGACUUCUGCUUCCCCCGGGGCGAGUGCCUCAACACAGAUGGAUCCUACAUGUGCGUGUGCGCCCAGGGAUUCGCCACAGCCCCCGACGGAGCCUCCUGUGUGGACAUUGAUGAAUGCCAGGGCCAGGCCGUCUGCGCUGGGGGCCACUGUGCCAACACGGAGGGCUCUUUCGACUGCUACUGCCCACCUGGCUCCCGCAGCAGCCCCAACAAGGCUUCCUGUGAAGACAUCGACGAGUGCCAGGAAUACGGGGCAGCCCUCUGUGGGGAGCAGCGCUGCGAAAACUCCCCCGGCUCCUACCGCUGCGUGGCCGAUUGCCAGGUGGGCUACCGGGCCAGUGCCACGGGAGAUUGCAUCGACCUCAACGAAUGCCAGGAAUAUGGGGCAGGCCUGUGUGGGGAGAAGCGCUGCGAGAACACUCUGGGCUCCUACCACUGUGUGGCCAGCUGCCAGACUGGGUACCAGGCCACGGCCGCUGGGGACUGCGUGGACGUGGACGAGUGCAGGAACAGCUCGCUGUGUGGGACACACGCCGUCUGCCACAACCUGCCCGGCUCCUUCCAGUGCAUCUGCGACCAGGGAUACGAAAGCGCCCGGGACGGGCGGCUCUGCCUAGACGUGAACGAGUGUGAAACGCUGCAGGGCGUGUGCGGAGCAGCACCCUGCGAGAACGUGGAGGGCUCUUUCCUCUGCAUUUGCCCCCGGGCUGGAGAAGAGUUUGACCCCAUGACUGGGCGCUGCGUUGCUCUGCCGGGCGCCGUUCGGCCCCCAGUCUUCCCCAGGCGCCCGGAUGCUUUGCGGCCUGACCCCCCACCCUCUGGGGCCGGUGAUGGCCUGCGCCGCGAGUGCUACUACGACCCCAACGCCGCCCAGGCCUGUGAGAACGUUCUGGCCUGGAACGCCACGUGGCAGGAGUGCUGCUGCAGCCUUGGCCACGGCUGGGGCGUUGACUGCCACAUCCGGACGUGUCCCUCCCAGGAGACAGCUGAGUACCGGUCCUUGUGCCCGCAUGGCAAUGGCUAUGCUGCUGCCGCUGCCGCUGGCCCUGGAGGUGCCGCUGCCUUUGCAGACGUGGACGAGUGCUCCCUCUUCAGCGCCCAGGUGUGCAAGGGCGGCGUCUGCGUGAACAAGAUCCCCGGCUACGCCUGCUACUGCCCCAACGGCUACUACUACGAGACGCAGCACCUGGAGUGCAUCGAUAACGACGAGUGCCUUGACGAGGAGGCGGAGCCCUGCGUGGGGGGGCGCUGCAUCAACACCAUCGGCUCCUACUACUGCUUGUGCACUGCCCCCCUGGUGCUGGACGCCUCCCAGCGCCGCUGCGUGGCCAACGACAGCCACGGCUCCGAUGACAACCUGGCCGUGUGCUGGCAGGAGGUGGGCCCUGACCUGGUGUGCAGCCGCCCCCGCCUCGACCGCCAGGUCACCUACACCGAGUGCUGCUGCCUCUACGGGGAAGCGUGGAGCAUGGAUUGCGCUCUGUGUCCGGCCCGUGACUCAGAUGACUUCGAGGCGCUGUGCAACGUCCUGCGGCCCCCCAGCUACGGGCCGGUGCGUCCGGGAGGUGUGGGGCUGCCCUUCGAGUACGGCGGGAGUGAUUUCCUGCCCUACGGCCCAGAGAUCUUUGCCCCAGCGCCCCGGCUGGCCCCCCGGCUGCCUGACUUCGGCCCGUUCCCCCGCGACUCGCUCUACAGCCCGCCGACCUACGAGGCCACCGACUUCGAGGACCUGCCCUACAGCGACCCCCGGCAGGAGGGCCCCGAUGAGCUCCCCCGGGGCGGGUACCAGCCCCGCAGCCCCCCUGAGCCAGAGUGGCACUACUCCUCACGCAGCAGUGGGAGUUCCUACCCCGAACGGCCGGGCAGGGCCAGCGAGGGCUACAGCCGUUUUGAGGGCUUCGGAGGGCUCCGAGAGGAAGAGUGCGGCAUCCUGAGCGGCUGUGAAAACGGGCACUGCGUCCGGGUUGCCGACGGCUUCACCUGCGACUGCCACGAGGGCUACCGCCUGGACCCCACCCGCAUGGCCUGCCUUGAUGUGGACGAAUGCAGUGAGAUGGAGGGGCUCUGCCCGGGAGGCCGCUGCCUCAACAUGGACGGCUCCUACCGCUGCUUGUGCCCACGUGGCACGGUGCCCGCUGGGCAACCACCCCGUUGCGUCCCUGCCCCCCGCAGCCGAGCCUGAGGUGGGGUGGGCUGGGAAGUAUUUAUGACCUGUAUACUCUGGGAGUGGGGGAAGGGCUUUGGGGGAGGCGGGAAACAUAGGCAACACUGCCCCCCGCCCCCCCCAGAUGGAGCCCCCGCCCUUGGAAGGAAGCAGCCCAGCAACUCUGGCAAGGAGCUGGAAAUGCCUUUGGCCUGAGGGAGGGGGUGGCGGGGGCCUCGUCUGCCCCUGGGAGAACUGGCUGCGGAGGCCUGGCACAGCCCGGAGCCGUCUUGGAUCCUGCUGCUGCCGCCGCUGCUGUCCCCAGGCCAUGGGAGAGCAGCCGGCCUCCUGCCUCCUGGCACCAGGGCUCAGUGGCCACACAGUGCCCUUGCCCAACUCCGCCACACAGACCGUUGGCUUCUUUGGAAGGAGAUCGGCACAAGGUGUGGGGCCCUUCGUAAGCAACGGCCGUUUCGGUCUUUGUUGUAUUUCCAUUCCACCCCAGAGCCAAAACUCUCUGGGCAGUUCUCAAAACAGCUGUCGCUGGGCAAGGGAGGGAAGCCCCUCGGGCAGCAUUGGGGUGGGACCCGGAUUGGAUCGGAGGCCUGUGUCCGGCGCUGUGUCCUGGAACGGGGUGGGGUGGGGAGCAACCUCUUCACUCCCCCAGCCUAAGCUCCCUAUUUACUCCAGCAGAUGUUUAACCUUUUCACAGCCAUCCUGCACCACUACACCCCCGCACACACCCCGGCAGUUCUAACUUUUCCAAAGGCCUGGGCUGGCCAGCUGCUUGCCUGCCUUGGCCUGGGAGGGGAAGGCCCUGGCACCCCUGGUCCAUGCAAGGGAGGGAG
Messenger RNA from Elgaria multicarinata webbii, 5713 nucleotides. It is a transcript of the gene LTBP4, whose product is annotated as latent transforming growth factor beta binding protein 4. Bases 39 to 4904 code for a protein of 1621 amino acids. Gene Ontology annotation, molecular function: calcium ion binding. Lineage: Eukaryota; Metazoa; Chordata; Lepidosauria; Squamata; Anguidae. The record is from RefSeq and is a predicted model, not a curated record. The transcript has 33 exons.